GCCAGAGACGCUGAGUGCCACGUUGCGUCCAUUUAGCAGAGACAAGGAAUUAAUGCAACAGCAUCCAAACAAGAGUAGGCGAGCGUCAGCAGUCGGAGCUGGGGCAAGCCUUAUUAACCUUUCUCUAAGCCGGCACCUCAAAGAAAAUAAAGCAAAAUGUUAACCGACAGUAUAAUUGAAGAGUUUGAACUCCGGGAGGAGGAACCGUGGUACCAGCAGCAGCAGAAUAUGGAGCACGACCUACACCUGGCAGCUGAAUUAGGGAAAACUUUGUUGGAUCGCAAUACAGAGUUGGAGGAAGCCCUUCAGCAGAUGUACGGUACCAACCAGGAACAGCUCCAAGAGAUUGAGUAUCUCUCAAAACAGAUAGAGCUCCUCCGUCAAAUGAACGAACAACAUGCUAAGGUUUACGAGCAGCUCGAUGUGACUGCUCGAGAGUUGGAGGUGACCAAUCAAAAACUUGUUACGGAAAGCAAGACAUCGCAGAGUAAGAUAAUAAGCUUGGCAGAGACGAUUGAGGGUCUACAAUCUCACGUAGAUGAGCUCCAGAGACAAUUGGAGGAGCUGAAGGAUGGCUCACGAAAGGAGGGAACUGAGCAAAAGAGGGCAAUGCAUAGCCUUCCAUGCCUGAAAGAGCUGUACGAUCUUCGGAAGUAUUUUGUGUAUGAUCACCUGUUUGCUGCAGAGAUCACAUCUGAUGAAGCCCAGGUUAGUCCGUUGGAGGACGAAAAUGAGAGGUUGAAGAAGAAUAUGAGCAUGUUGCAGGCUCAGUUGACCCUGGAGAGGCAGAGGAGGGAGAGUGUGGAGCAGGAGUAUUCCCUGCUCCUGAAAGAAAACAGUGAGCUGGAGAAAAGCCUCUCCAAUUUGGAUGACUACAAACAAAGUAUCCAAGAGCUGGAGAAUAAAGUGGUGGAAUUACGUCAGAGAAGUCGAGGAGCCGCUGACUUUGUCAGUGUGGUGGACAAUCUUCUCCCCGAAUCUUUCCUGUUUUCUGGGAAAGAUUCUUUGGACCUUGUGCAUUUCUCUGGGAUCAAGGUUUGUGUGAAUGGAGAGAGUUUGCAGACUGAGCAUGGGCCACCGAACCCCAGCGAGGCCCUGCUGAAGAGCAGCUCUGAUGAAGAUCUGCUAAAGGGCCACGAGCAGACAUGCAUCCGGAGGGCUGAGGCUGUGCGCCAGCGAGGCAUCUCGCUCCUGAAUGAGGUGGACGAGCAGUACAUCGCCCUGCAGUUGAAAUACAAUGAGCUGCUGAGCAGGUGCCAUCGCCCGGGAGAUGCCCUGAGCCACAAAGCCGUGCAGACCUCUCGGCGCCUCUCCCAGGACCAGUCUGGGAAAACACCCCAGAAUGACCAGCAAAUCUCAGCUAGUGAAGAGCCCCUGAGGAGCGAGUCAGCUGCCUGCACUGCUCAGCUUCCCAUUAUGGAACUGCCCAGCUCAUCCAGUAACACCCAGCCAGAAUACAAAAUUUUGUUCAAAGAAAUUUUCAGUUGUAUCCGCAAAACAAAAGAAGAAAUCAAUGAAAACCGAUUGAAAUACAAAUCCAUCUCCUUGCAAUAUCCAGUUGUAGGUCAGUUACAGCAAGAGGAAUAGGGAAAUUACAAGUAUUGUAUCUGUAGUUACAAUAAAGCAUUAGGAACUGAAAAGCCACAAGAAACCUCAUGUAACUUAUUUUGCAUGAAAAAGUAUAUUGCUUUACAACUCUGGCGCCCAAUUAGAGGGAAGACAUAAAGGGAUCCAAGAACUUAGAGGAUCUAUUUGAUCGACAAGUAUUUGUAAAUCAGUUGGCGAGUGUGUAUGAGAGUGACUUUCUCAUCCAAAGAAAGUCAAUUUCUUUUUUAUAAACUUAUUUCUACCUUUAGAUUGUCUGAUUAUUGUGGAUUUUCUAGCUGUAGGAGAUCUUGAGAUACUGAAAUAAAUAGUUAAUAUAUAUGUUGGGGGGGAGGUGAAGGUAUUUUCUGAUGUAGCCCGAAGACCUGCGGAGCAGGAAAGACCUUUCUGUCAGUCCCAGGACUUCACUGAGUGGGCUGGUCUCCUUUUAUAGUAGGUGUGCUACUUUGGCCGGGAUUAUUGGUGCCAGGGUUGCAACCUCUGUGCGCUGCACAAUGACGUUCAUUAGAACUUGUCUGUGUGAAAUUAGAUGAGGAAAGAAUGUGCUGACCCCAUGGUCCAAUAGCCUGCUACCAGUUGAUAUCAGGACUUGCACAUAAAACAUGACUAUGGUAAAGUAUGCUGGAACUGCUUCCUAGCAUAAAUUGACCCCCUUUUAUUUGGAGGAGGAGAGUAACAGGAAAUAAGGGGCUUUUUGGAAACAAUGUUUAGUGAGGUUGUCUUCAGAACAGACUGGUGUAUAGCUCUUUGCUGUUCAAUGAAUGAAGAUGUAUAGGAGCAAAACUGUUUUUUGUCGUUCAGUUAUGUAUUGCUGGACAUUCCGAUUGUGCAAUACUGUGUACUUCUGAAUCUCUCUUCACUCAAAUGUGCAAUUGUGAAGUGAAGUUGGCACAAGAUGAAUGCUCUGCUUCCUUGUGUGAAAAGUGCAGGAGGCCACAUCUGGAAAAAUGCAUCAAACUUUAUCUGACAGCCAAGCAAUGCUGGCAGAGGAGGUGGGGUGGGGGGGGGUGGAGGAGCUUGCAUUUUAUAAACACCUUUCAGGGUGUCCCAAAGUGCUUUACAGCCAAUUGAGUUACUUUUUGAAAUGUAGUCUCUAUAAUGUAGGAAAUGUCAAUUUAAGACAGUAAGCUCCCACAAACUGCUAUGUGAUAGAGAGCAGAUGAUUUUUUUUUUGAGGGAUAAAUCUUAUCCAGGGCACAGGAACCUCUCUACUCUUCAAAAUAUGAAUUCACACAAUGUGGAUUCUAAUAGUAUUUUGUUUAAAAUUGUGAGCUCAGAUACUGAGUAAAAGGGGUAGAAGUUCUUACUUAGACUUAGUAUUUCCUGGGUCUAGAUAUGCAUGAGACAGAUAAAGCACUCCAUUCUCUCCUGGCCAUAGCCAGUGUUCUUGUGAUGCUCCAGCGUCUGUUGACCAGCUGGGGAUCUUUACUGGCAGUCUGGCACCAGUUCACCCACUUCUACAUUCUGUAGGAGCCCAGUGCAUGACCUGAUGGGCAGGCUGUGAUGACAGAUGUUGGUUGAUAUGGCCAAGCCAUGUUUACAGCUGCUUAAAAAUAGUUAUAGAAUGUGUGAACACACUGGGUAAUUGCAAUGGAGAAGGGAGUAUGUUGGCAGCUGCAGUGUUUGUGUUUGAACUGGCAAACUAGAAAAUGCUGCAAACACUCAGCAGGUCAGCAUCAGUGGAGAGAGGAGUUGACAUUACACUUGACUUUAUCAGAACUUGAUCACAGGAUGGUUAAAGAAGGGGAGGGAGAGAAAUGACCAGGCGAGAGGAAAUGCAUCAAUUUGUAAAGUGCUUGUGUGGAAAAUAAAUCAGGGUGAUAUUGGUAAGAGACAAUACUUAGGAACAGGCAGUAUUUGAUUUCAGGUUUGUGGUGAGCUGAUGUUUGAGCGAAGGAAUUAGGUGUGAAAUGGGAUUUGGGUUUGCUGGAAACUGGCAGAGUGAGAGGGUGGGUGAAGAAUAAAAUACACAAGUGGAAGAAUGGGAAAAGAAAUGGUCAGAACUCUCGAGCAUUAGCUAGUGGCACCCUCCUGGGAGGUGACUGUGACACCUGAGUAAUAUGUGAACUUGGUUGAUCUACUGACUCAGGGUUCACACAUGAAGAGUGAGAGCUGAGGUACUGCAAGUGAUCCAUCACUCCUAUACUGGCAGGAGUCACUGAGGGAAGAAAGGGGAAAAGAAAUAGAAGCACAUUGGAAUUAAAUCUCUACUAAAUUCAGGUGUUCAGCUUGGCUUAAUUACGUUCAACUCUCAAUCCUUGCACCAAUAAACAGCUCAGUCACUCUACAUUGAGACAUGUUCUGAAACUAGGAUGGAUAAAAGUUUGCAAUUUGUUUUUAUAACAAUUGCAGAAGUUUGUGAAAAUAACCACAUUGUCCAUGUCUUUCAUUCACUUUAAAUAAAGUGUGCUGUAGAUUAUGAAGCCAGUGGAAACUUAAACUUCUGUGGUGCUACUGAGACGUGUCCAUGUGUGUCUCAUAUAUGAUUAUAGGAGCUGACUGAGCUUUUGUGAAUUAAUGAACAAGUUGUGUGUCUUUUCUUAAUGUCUCAAUUCAAAACAGGAGGUCCAAAAUGAGUUUAUAUUUGAAUGUUGGUCUGUGUUCUGUAUGGCAAAGUAAAAUUGUACUGGAAUUGCUGAUUAUAUUUAGCAUCUAGUCUCACCUGCUCUCACUGUCCCUGAAAUAAUU
This is a messenger RNA of Carcharodon carcharias (great white shark), 4293 nucleotides long. RefSeq names its product cerebellar degeneration-related protein 2a (gene cdr2a). The coding region runs from base 157 to 1587 and encodes 476 amino acids. NCBI's taxonomy places the organism in Eukaryota, Metazoa, Chordata, Chondrichthyes, Lamniformes, Lamnidae. The transcript has 5 exons. The record is from RefSeq and is a predicted model, not a curated record.